Messenger RNA from Dichotomopilus funicola, 1758 nucleotides. RefSeq lists its product as uncharacterized. The record is from RefSeq and is a predicted model, not a curated record. The transcript has 2 exons. NCBI's taxonomy places the organism in Eukaryota, Fungi, Ascomycota, Sordariomycetes, Sordariales, Chaetomiaceae. The coding region runs from base 1 to 1758 and encodes 585 amino acids.
AUGUUAUCAGAAAAGGAACGUCGACAAUAUCAGGUUCUAGCAGAGAAUGCGGCCCUUCUUUACCAACUACGCCCAUCGCCUACCGCUCGCCAUGUCAACAAACGACCCGCUUGGGCAGUUAACCAAGAUCCCAGCCGAUUCCUGUCGUUUGAUCAAGAACUCGACUUGACGAGCGCUCUGGCCUUCAUCUGUGGUGUAUCCGACAACCCCCUUCAUGUCGUUGCGACUUGCGUCGAGGAGAUAACUGGACGGGGGCGGCAAAAGGGGAUCAGGGCGGUCGUUGCUAUCAACGGGAACAACCCACAGUCUUCGAUCGGAACGUCGACGAAGGUCAAGGAUGGUCUCGAGGCCGUUUUCAUGCAGUUAUCGAGGGUUCAUCAAGUCGACCUCCUGGAGUACUCCGUUCUCCGUGCUAUCGUGGACAUGUGCAAACACCGCAUAUUCUCUCGUAUUGGGUCCGAAAGACAGGAUGCAAAAUACACCAAAAACGGCAAGCAAUUCUUGGGUACUACCCUUCAGUGUAUUCUCGAUGCCAUCUCAACGACCAGGCGCAGUUUCGUAGGGGAGCUUAAGGGCAUCGCCGACAGGUUUGCCAGGCAGGGCCGGCAGAUUUUACACCACCUCAAGUCACUCGAGACUUGCAAGGAGAAGAACGUUGUUUCGAUCAUGAUGGACGUGAUUCGCGCCGUUCAUAAGCUCAUCGAGACCACGAGCUUCAACAUUCUGCUAGACACGUUAACGACGACAGAACUAGCCCCGACCGACCGACAUCGUUUCACCACGCAAAUAGCCAAACUUGCCCAAUACCAGGAAUGCACCUUGUUAUUUCUCCAGAUGGCUAAAGCCCAGAACAUCUUCCAGCAAGCCGAAGUUCAUCUCGUCUCUCUCGAACCGGAGCUUUUCAAGCCGGAGAUGCCCUCCCCCCCAGGCUGUCACAUCACCAGUUGCAUCAACCGAUGCCGCGCCAGCAGCGGCUCCAAGAUCAAAGCGAAUACCACAGAGAUCACCGCGAAACUCCAACGCCAGGGCAAAUUCAACACAGCCUUCAAGUCCACCGUCCACGAAAUCCUCAAGCAAUCCCGCGUCCACGCCGAAAUCCAACUCCUCACCCACUACGAACUCCACCCUGUCCCAAAAAAGCCCCGAAUCAUCUGCUCCAGCAAAGACUCCUGCUACCUCUGCAACCUGUUCAUCCGACUGCGGGGGGACUUCUACACACCCCGAACACACGGAAAUAUCUACCACCGCUGGUGGCUCCCACCGGUUCCUGAGUUCGCCAUAACCCGCAACCGACUCAACCAGGAACUGGAGGCGCAGAUUGGGAGGGUUACGCUGGACUUUAUGAGCCCUGGGUCGCCGGGGUUGAUGUUGGCUAAGAAUGAGAAUGAGAGUACUGUUUUUGCGUUUUCGGAACUUUCUUCCACGGCGGAUUCACUAAUGGAGGAUACCCCGGCCUCCAGCAGCAACAAGAGAGACGAACCAAACUGGCUCAACAGACACAGGUAUAACACCUGGGCUACUACCUCGCCUCACUACUUCCCAACAACCGCCGCCGCCGCGCCUCCCUAUCUAGACACAGAAGUCUAUUCUACCCGUUUUCAAGACAGCUAUGACGCGCUCCCGGGUUUCGCUGCUGAGUCGACAAACUGGCACCGGAAGGAUCCUUUUGUGUCUAACAGGCCGGAAGUGAGCAAAGAGGAGGGGGGGUUCUGGGCUGGGGUGAGGAAUUGUUGGCUGUUUUUGACGGGGCAGCGGUGA